This is a messenger RNA of Miniopterus natalensis, 4383 nucleotides long. It is a transcript of the gene ENDOD1, whose product is annotated as endonuclease domain containing 1. The record is from RefSeq and is a predicted model, not a curated record. NCBI's taxonomy places the organism in Eukaryota, Metazoa, Chordata, Mammalia, Chiroptera, Miniopteridae. Gene Ontology annotation, molecular function: metal ion binding; hydrolase activity; nucleic acid binding.
AUGCACCCUGGCCCGUGCCUGCGCUCUCUGGGCUGUAUUACAGCCGACUUCCCGGACACCGUCUCACCAACUCCUCGCAGCGUCCUUGGGAUCCCGAGAUCGUUCCCCACUGACGCUGCUGGAAACGGCAAGGCCCCCGUGAACCUCUUGGAGGUUCAGCGCUGGCUGGUGGAGCCGCAGAUUGAUGACCCCAACAGCAGCCUUGAGGAGGUGACUCAUGAGGCUGACGCCACCACCACUGUGAACAAUCUGGGAAGCAAGCAAGCCUUGAAUACAGAUUACCUGGAUUCCGAUUACCAGAGAGGACAGCUGUACCCAUUCUCCCUCAGCAGUGACUCCCACGUGGCCACAUUCACUCUCACAAAUGCAGCUCCGAUGACCCCGACCUUCCAGGAGCGGUGGUACAUGAAUCUCAACAGCCUCAUGGACCGGGCCUUGACCCCACAGUGCGGCGAUGGGGACGACCUAUACAUCAUCACGGGCGCCGUGCCCUCAGACAUCAAAGUGAAAGACAAGGUGACCAUCCCUAAGUUUGUGUGGCUGGCAGCCUGCUGUGCUGUCCCUGGAGGAGGCUGGGCCAUGGGCUUUGUCAAGCACACCAGGGACGGUGAUGUCAUAGAAGAUGUGAUGCUGAAAGAGCUGGAGAAACUGCUUCCAUCUAACCCUCAGUUGUUCCAGAACAACUGUGGUGAAACAGAGCAGGACACAGAGAAAAUGAAAAAGAUCCUGGAAAUGGUUAACCAAGUCCAGGAUGAAGAGCGGAUGGCGCAGUCUAAAGAAAGCACUAGUCCCCUCCCCAGCACCAGGAGCAAGAGGUCGGCUCUGCUGCCUCCAGAGGCAUCUGAGGAAAGGAGCAGCUUUCUGGGGAAACUUGUAGGCUUCAUCGCUACGCCGUUCAUCAAGCUCUCCCAGUUAAUUUGCUACCUUGUGGUAGGAAUCCUGAAGAACACUGUGUAUAUCCUGUGGUAUGUCACCAAGCAGGUGAUUAAUGGCAUAGAAGGUUGCCUGUACCACCUGGGUUCAGCCACUGUCUCGUACCUCUUGGCCAUUGGGGAAGAGCUGGCAAGCAUUCCCUGGAAGGUACUCAAAGUCAUAGUCAAAAUCAUCAGGGCCAUUCUCCGGAUCCUUUGUUGUCUGCUAAAGCUUGUUUGCCGCAUUCUGGGCAUCCCUGUCCGAGUCCUUGUGGAUGUGGCCACUUUCCCCGUGUACACCAUGGGCGCCAUUCCCAUUGUGUGCAAGGACAUUGCAGUGGGCCUUGGUGGUGCCAUCUCUCUGCUCUUUGACACUGCUUUUGGUACCAUGGGUGGCUUAUUUCAGGUUGUAUUUAGUGUUUUCAAGCGAAUUGGCUACAAGGUUACUUUUGAAAAUUCUGGGGAGUUAUAGAACUCAAAAAACUAAUAGUGGCCAGUCACAGUAAAUUUGAUUUUUUUCUUUAAAUAGAGAAGGCUGGAAUACUUUGUCUGUACAGUGGGUUUUUGUUCACUCUCAAUUAUUAUUUUUUUGGCCUUUCCUGGGGAUGUCUGUAUGUUUUGGCAAAGGAAGAUGGUACAGUUUAGACUUGACCCUAGAGAAAUGUUCAGAGUUAUGUGUAGGUCAUCUGAUGUGAAAUGGGCAAACUUCUAAACCAUAACCUUCGCUUAUUUACUGAUACAGAUGACCAGCUGAGAUAUUCUGGUGUUCAGUGUGAUCAGUAAAAAUCACAGAAGAGGGAGGGAAGAAUUAGAAAGAGGACAGUCUAAACCAAAGGGUUUUCUGAGACAAUGAAAAAGAAACCUUGUUCCUCCCAUCACUCUCUGAGACUCAAGGCAAAACUGAUAGAAAUAUUCUUGGCCAAUGUGUCUUUUGCUUCUUUCUCCAUGACUCAGCUGACCUUGGUGAGGUGCAGACAUGCUUCCCUGUUGAAAUAGCUUUCUUAGGAUAUGGAAUCUGCUAUAUCCCUUAGCUUUCCGUGGUUACCAAGGAUCUUUAAGAUGUUUUUAUCUCCAGAGUUGAAUUUUGCAGCAUUUUUUUUAAUGUAAUGGUAAGCAUUUUAUGCCAAAUGUGGCAUAGCAAAUUUUGAAUGCAAGGGCAAAGAUUGUUUGCCUCUUGAACAGUGUAGGACAGUCUUUUGGGGUAUAAAGAAGAGGGCACAAGGGUCAGAGCCCAGCUCUGAGUAAGUGCAGUAGGUCCCAGGCCAUCCCUAGCCAAGCUUGGAUUAACUUGAAAUAUAUUAAAUCUCUGGCUGACAAGCUUGAUCUCAAAGACCUACAUAUUAAGCUAAUAUGAAAAUUCAAAUUCUGCAGCAUACUAGAUCAUUCUGUCUUAUACAUCAAGCAAAUACCCAAUAUAGUAAAACAUGCUGACUUCUUUCCUUAAAAGAUUGUUUUGGUAUAAAUGUAUAGAAAAGAGCCACUGAACAAAAACUAUUCUAGCCAUCUGGAAAGUUUAUAUAUGUAUAAACUUGAUUAAGAAUUAUCUCUUAGGCAAUUAUUUUUAUAGUGUGUUUGAGGCUAGAAAACAUAACUCUCCCAUUGAAGCAAAUUCUGUUUGAGAGCUAAUCCCCACUCUUUUGAUCAAACACUUGUCAUUUUAAAUCUUGCACUGAAAAUGGUAAGAAUCUCCCAAAUUUUGCUCUGCCUUCCACAGCUGAGAGUGAGUGGUCUGGAUUUUUCUGAGUGCUGUAAAGAGUUGCUGUGAGGUGAAAAAAAAAAAAGACAAAAAGGGGCCACGUGUAAAGUAUUGAUCUUGGGGGCGCAGGCCACCAUUCAUCUGAAAGUUGGAUGCAAAAACUUGGGGCCCAGAAAGACAACGAGGAGAGAAUGAUGGUCAGCUAUUUGUAUUGGGUUGGUGGACGUGAAACAUGAGUGUAGUGAGUUACAUUUUGCAGAAAAAUAAUUGACUUGGACCCAGAGUAGAAGAGCAGCCAGCGAGGUGGCAUCCUAAUCAAUCUGUGAUGCAAGGUUGGGGCUUAUGACCCCAGACGGUCCGUGAUAGGGAGCUGUGAACUGAAUUGUAGCAUCUUAAGCAGUAUUUCACCAACAGUUCUGUGUGUGAGCAUUAACAUCUGUAAUUGGGCUUCCCUUCGUCUCAGCCGUGUGAAGGUACAUGGAAGGGCAAGGGUACCGAUGGGUCAAGAAUCCUGCCGAUGAAAGAAAGAAAAUCUUAGAAGUGACCAGAGAGACAGUCUGGCCAAACCUUCAUUUAACGAGGAGCCUGAGGCGCAGGGAGGAAGCAGGCUUGCCUUCAGUUUCUCGGCUACCUGAUGGCAUAUCAGGAGCCAGGAUCUUUUCCACGUGUCCCGUCACACCUGGAUGUCAGAUAUGUGGUGUAUGCGGUACUAUUCGGCUGCCUCCCUGGACCAUGGCAGAGUUUUCUCCAUCAUCCAUCAAACACUCAUCCGUUGGAUUCAUCCUAUGUGGUGACACUAUUGGCCAUCCAUGCGCAACAUCACGCUUCCUACGUCCCACAGACUCUGUAUUCCCACAUAGUACGUACAUAUUUGCAAACUGAAAGGCCCAAACAGGGCAUCCAUGGCAGCUUGAGCCCCUUGGCACCAUGCAAGGAGCAGGGUAUCCCAACUGCUCCUUGAGAGCCUUUUGGAAAUGUCUUCUGUUUCACGGCUUCUUGUUCAGUGUCUUAUUUAUUUAUUCUUGCAUGGCCUUUUUUGAAAUCUGGGAAGGGAUCGUAAAGCAAAAAAAUAUCCUUAGGUUUAGGUGGCUGAGACUCUGCACUGGACCACUGGAGAUGGCCGUGCCCCCGGUUCACAGGCGCCGUGGCCCAGCACGUGGCUGGACUGCUGGUCUGUUGCCAACCAGCUGCUUUGGGUUUUGAGGUGGGAGUUUGGGUCGAUACACCCCAGCUCUGGCUUAGAGAUUUUUCUGUGGCUCUAUUACGGUCUCAGGUCCUUGGGGAAGUCAGCCACCUCUUCAUCUUUAGGGAGCUGGUUUUCUAGUGUGUGGACGAGCCACGCUUGUGGACACUCCUUUUCAAACAUCGUGCCUUUUGAACGUUGGCCUCUCGCUCGGCAUUAGCACUUCCACCUAAACGCAGACUAGGAGUUUAGAGAGGGAACUAGAGUGAAGCGCUCCUCGUUCAUCCAGUCAUUCAUCCAUCCAUUAUGGGUUUGAACGUCAAGGAUGCAGAGAUAAACGCGGCACGGAUCCCAUCUUUGAAGCGUUCAAAAGCCCAGUAGGGAGACCACCUGACACAACUGCAUGGUAAGUGCAACAGCAGAGGUGCUAGCAGGCUGCUCCCUGGGGUGCAGGAUGCGAAACCACAGGAGCAUGGGAAUUCCGGAGGCCUUUAGAGAGGGUGUGAAAAACAUCAGUCUGACAUUUUCAAGCUCUGUACAAUGCUGUGCACCUAGCAAUGCUCAAUAAAGUAAUUGUUGUUGACAACUCAUUA